Lampris incognitus (smalleye Pacific opah) is the source of this 3159-nucleotide messenger RNA. RefSeq names its product mannosidase, alpha, class 1A, member 2 (gene man1a2). Gene Ontology annotation, cellular component: endoplasmic reticulum; extracellular exosome; Golgi membrane. The coding region runs from base 614 to 2566 and encodes 650 amino acids. The record is from RefSeq and is a predicted model, not a curated record. The transcript is spliced from 15 exons. Lineage: Eukaryota; Metazoa; Chordata; Actinopteri; Lampriformes; Lampridae. Gene Ontology annotation, molecular function: mannosyl-oligosaccharide 1,2-alpha-mannosidase activity; calcium ion binding. Gene Ontology annotation, biological process: N-glycan processing; carbohydrate metabolic process.
CGGCCAGCGAGCGACGUCCCAGCCGAUCCUCCACGGAGCCCUGGUGCUAUGUAGCCUUGGACCGGUGGGUGGGUGAACGAGUAAGCUGGGAGCUGGUCAUGACUUCGUAACAUUAGAUGCGCUGACAUGAGGACGUACGCUACAGCGUCUGUUUCGAAAAGGCGGACUAGGGAUUCCGUCUGGCGUCGAUUUUCGAUGAGCAAAUGAGAGGCGAUGCGGCGCGGCGUCUGAACGGAAGACUUUUCGCCUCUCCGUAGACAACCAGCUAGCUCCCGUUAGCUACGUAGCGCACAGCUAGCUAACACUCAGCUAAUGCGAACGACGGGACACGAAUACGCAGACAGAUCCCGGGCCAGCUAAACAAAUCAAGUCAACAUGACUGUUUCCCUGGUGAGCAGCACCUCCUUUGCUGAGGGACCCCAGCCUGGCUCGGUUUCUGGACUUGCUGUUGCGGGGAUGAGAUAAUAGCGUAACCCGGCUGGUGCAUGCUGCUACAGGAAGGCCCGUGGCACUUAUAAACCCAACCUGCCCUGCCCUCCACCCCUUCCCUGAUCCCAAACCCCCAUACCCUGAACCCCUAAUCCCGAUUUGAAUUCAUUUCCACGGUCAAAACAUGACGACACCAGCUCUUCUGCCGCUCUCGGGCCGCAGGAUACCUACCCUGUCGCCCGGGGCAUCCUCCUUCCCACACCACAGGGCCACCCUGAGGCUCUCAGAGAAGUUCAUCCUCCUCCUCAUCCUUAGUGCCUUCAUCACCUUAUGCUUUGGAGCCUUCUUCUUCCUCCCAGACAAUUCCAAGCACAAGCGCUUUGACCUGGGCUUGGAGGAUGUGCUCAUCCCCCACAUUGACUCGCCCAAAGGAGGGAAGCACUCCGCAGGGCAAGUGGUCAUUCAUGGACAGGGUGGACAUGAUGAGCACAGACACAGGGAGGAGGAGGAGAGCCUCCGGGACAAGAUCCGGGCGGACCACGAACGGGCGCUGCAGGAGGCCAAGGAGAAGCUGCGGAAGUCCCGCGAGGAGCUGCAGGCUGAGAUCCAGACAGAAAAGAGCAAGGUGGCGGAGGACCUGAAGAAGAAGGAUGCAGGCCCCAAGCCCCUCCCACCCGUACCCAUGCCCAAAGUGGUGGGCGUCAGUGAUGGCGAGCCACCCGAGCCUGAUGUCAAGGAUAAGCGCGACAAGAUCCGUGAGAUGAUGAAGCACGCAUGGGACAGCUACAGACAGUACGGUUGGGGUCACAAUGAGCUGAAGCCCCUCGCCAAGAAAGGACAUACAACCAAUAUCUUCGGCAAUUCCCAGAUGGGUGCAACCAUUGUGGAUGCUUUAGACACCCUGUACAUCAUGGGCUUACACGAGGAGUUCAAAGAUGGCCAGGAGUGGAUUGAACAGAACCUGGACUUCAGUGUGAAUGCUGAGGUGUCUGUCUUUGAGGUCAACAUCCGUUUUAUUGGAGGACUGCUGGCUGCCUACUACCUCUCUGGACAGGAGGUAACUACCCAUCUGUUUAGAGUGAAAAUUAUUAGGGUCUUCACUAAGCUAUUAAUGCACCUUCAAACUGUACCCACAGACAUAAAAAAGGGUAUUCACAAUGGUGUGGGCCGUAACUGGGGCUGGGCAUCAGCGGGCAGCAGUAUCCUGGCUGAGUUCGGGACUCUUCACAUGGAAUUUGUCCACCUCACCUACCUGACGGGAAAUCCUGUCUACUACCAAAAGGUCAUGCACAUCCGUAAGCUGUUAGCCAAAAUGGACCGUCCCAACGGGCUGUACCCAAACUACCUAAACCCCCGCACAGGCCGCUGGGGCCAACACCAUACCUCAGUAGGUGGUCUGGGUGACAGUUUCUAUGAGUACCUGCUUAAGGCCUGGCUCAUGUCAGACAAGACCGACAUAGAGGCUCGCAAGACUUAUGACGAUGCUAUAGAGGCUAUCGAGCGCCACCUGAUCCGUAAGUCCAAUGGCGGGUUGACUUUCAUAGGGGAGUGGAAGAAUGGCCACCUGGAGAGGAAGAUGGGUCAUUUGACCUGCUUUGCUGGCGGCAUGUUCGCGCUGGGUGCCGAUGGAUCACCUGACGACAAGGCCGGACAUUACCUCCAGCUGGGUGCCGAGAUUGCACACACCUGCCAUGAGUCCUAUGACAGGACAGUAUUGAAGCUAGGUCCAGAAGCCUUUAAGUUCGACAGUGGCCUUGAGGCAGUGGCGGUGCGGCAGAAUGAGAAGUACUACAUCCUGCGGCCGGAGGUCAUCGAGACCUACUGGUACAUGUGGAGGUUCACCCACGACCCCAAGUACCGGCAGUGGGGCUGGGAGGCUGCACAGGCCAUAGACAAGUACUGCAGGGUGAGUGGAGGCUUCUCCGGUGUUAAGGAUGUGUACUCCUCCAACCCCACCUACGACGAUGUGCAGCAGAGCUUCUUCCUGGCCGAAACGCUCAAGUACCUGUACCUGUUGUUCUCCAGUGAUGACCUGAUGCCCUUGGAGAACUGGGUGUUCAACACAGAGGCCCACCCUCUGCCUGUCCUCCACCUGGGAAACAUCACCCUACCUGGCAGCCAGCCGGCCCAGCGGUAGACACAGACCUCCUCAUCCUCCUCCUUGCCACCAGGGGGCGCCACCUGCCCACCCACUCACCCACACUGGACAAAGUCACAAAAUGGCUCAGACGGACUCUCUACCGGUCUCAGACUGCAGAAACAGAAUGGACACACAGGGAUAUGGAGGUAUAGAGGGCUGGAGAGAUGAGGGGGGCAGGGGGGCAGACCACUGUAGAGUAGAGAGGAUUCGGAACUGAAGCUUCAGGCUCAUAAAAAACUCCACAUAUCUCUCUUUCUCUCUUUUUGUCUCACACACUUUUGUUUUUCUUCGUCCUCGUCGAUCUUCUCCCCACUUAAUCAGAGGAUCGGUGGGUCCAAUUCUCAGCCCUGUGAUUGGCUAGGGCUGAUUUUUUUCCCUCUCCUCCAUGACGGACCGAACUUUAAUCCUGAGGCUUGAUUUGAUUUUUCUUUUACUUUUUUUUUUCUUUUUUUUUUCUUUUUUCCAAACUCGACCAAACGUUCCUGUCACACAGACUCACGCUGAUGCAGCAAGUGAAUGUGUGUAUGGGGCUUGUGAAGGAACAGGAAGACAGACUGAUAUGGCUGGACAGACACUGCAAUAUGGGGAUG